Messenger RNA from Dermatophagoides farinae (American house dust mite), 3323 nucleotides. The record is from RefSeq and is a predicted model, not a curated record. NCBI's taxonomy places the organism in Eukaryota, Metazoa, Arthropoda, Arachnida, Sarcoptiformes, Pyroglyphidae.
AUGAGCAUUAAUAAUAAUAAUAAUAAUGAUGAACAACAACAACAACUAGUCAAAUGUACAUUAGAUGAUGAUCAAUGUUUGAAUCUUGCCAAUAUUCUACAAUCAUUUCAAACAGCCAUAAAUGAAGAACAAGCAUGGGCAUUAUGUUAUCAAAUUGUCAAAUGUUUUCGUCAAUAUUAUCAACCACCAGUGAAUAGUAGUAAAACUAGUCAUCAUAAUCAUCAUCAUCAUAAUCAUCAUCAUCAUGAUUGCUACCUAAUUACUGAUCCAUCACAUGUUCAUAUACAUAAAGAUGGUUUCAUACAUCGUAAAACACUUGAUCCAAAAACUUUCAAUGGAACCAAUGGUCGUACAUUGGCUAAAAGUUCUCAUAAGUUACUUACAUCAUUGGGUAUUGUUUUAUUUCAUGCACUUGAUUAUGGCCUAUGUGAUGAUGAAGAACGUACAUUAAGUAAACCAUUAGAGCUUCUUAUUGAACGUUUGACUACGGCACAUGAAUUGGCAACAAAUUCACGAAGAUUACAACGACAACAGCAACAAAGACAAAGACAAAAACAAAAACAACAACAACAGGAAUCAUCAUCAUCAUCAUCAUCAUCGAUAAGACAAAUACGGAGAAAAUUCAAUGAUAAAAAAUCACCAUCAUCGUCAACAAUAACAAGAACAGCUUCAUCAUCAUCAUCAUCAUCAUCAUCAGCUAAGAAAAAUAAUGAUGUUCGUAAUAAUGAUCAAAUGAGCUCGAUUGGAUCAAUAUGUUUAGAUGAUGAUGAUGAUGAAGAAAAUAAUGUUGUUGAUGAUGAAGAAGAUGAAGACAACGAUGUUCAUCAAGAUGAUGACCACUAUAACGAUAACGACGACGACGAUGAAGAGGAAGAUGAAGAAGAUGAUGAUGAUGAUGAUGAUGAUGAUGAAUGUGCUAAUGCUGAUGAAGGUAUUGAACGUGAUUGUCAUGAAUAUAGUAGUAGUGAAAUACAUUCACAUGGUUCAUCACCAUCAUCAACAAUAUCGACAUCGACAUCAUUUCGACAACAACAUUCUUUAUCGCCUGGAUAUGGAAAAACAACGACAACAACAACAAGUAGAUAUCUACUAAAUUUUGAUCAUGUUAUGCAGAUGUGCGUUUCUCGUCUAUCUUGUCGUGAAUCGGCUGAUAAUCAUUAUAAAGCUGUUUGUCGAGCAUUAUUAGCUGAAACUCUUGAAUUAUCAACAUUUUUGGAUCAAAUUGCCAAAGGAACUAAAGAGUUGCGAAAAUCAUCUAUAUUGACUAUCGGAUCAAAUGUAUCCAAUAAUAACAAUAAUAAUAAUAAUAAUAAUGAUGAUGAUUGUGAAACAACAUUGGAAAAGCUACAAUUUCAUGAUUGGGCACGUCUUUGGAUACAGGUAAUACGUGAACUAAGACAUGGUGUAAAAUUGAAAAAAGUUGAUCAUGAUUCAAUACAUAAUACUGAAUAUGAAUUAACACCAUAUGAAAUGUUAUUGGAUGAUAUACGCGCACGACGUUAUAAAUUGAAUAAAGUAAUGGUCAAUGGUGAUUUACCGCCACGUGUAAAAAAAGAUGCACAUGAAUUGAUAUUGGAUUUUAUACGAUCACGGCCACCAUUAGUACCGGUAUCGAAUCGUGUACUGAAACCGGCACCACCUAGACAGGUUACAUUAUAUGAAAAACUUAUGGACUCUAUUCGCCAAGAACAUCGAUUGAGGCCAACACCGAAACCAUCGAUUAAAACAUAUUCAUUUUCGGCUCAUGUAACUCCUUCUCGAUGUUCAGUGAAUGAAAAUGAAAAUAUUAUGGAAUCGAAUGAUCGAAUGACAACAGCAGAAACAGUAAACGAUUCAACGAAUACAACAAAACAUGGUUCAGUUACUAGACGUAAAAAAUUAUUGAAAGCAAAUAUACAAUUGGAUUUAUUUUUGGAUGAAAAAAAUGAUGAAAAUGAUGAACAGAUUAUUGUGGAAAUUCCAAAUUCACGAUCAACAUCAACAAGGCCAAUGUCGGCAUAUUUUCCUUCGGAAAUUGCACCACAUGAUGAUGAUGAUGAUGAUGAUAGUGAUAGUGAUCUUACUGGAAAUGAUUUGAAUCAAAAUGAAAAUGAUGAUUCAAUAACCAACGAUUUGAUUAUGGAUACAUCAAAUAAAACAUUUCAACGUCUUAAAAAACUUUCAAGUCAAUUUUUUUCAAAAGAACGACGUCAUUCUAUCAGUGUAUGUGAUCUAACGGUGUUGGAAAAAUAUCAACAAAAACAGCAACAACAACAACAACGACAAGCUGAAGAUGUGAUUGAAGAUUUAGAUUUUAAUGAAGAUCAUCGUAAUCAUGUGGCAGCUAUUUGGGAGAAAAAUGAUUUCGGUAAAUCACUAGAAUGUUUAUCAUUAACAUUGAAAGAAGUACAACAUAUACGUUCAGUACUGACGAAAGCUGAAAUCGAAUCACUUGGUGUAACAAAAUCAUUGAAAAAAGAUCUUGAAAAUGGAAAAAUUUGUUUCACUUGUUUGAAAACAAGAUUUACAUUCUGGGGUCCAUGGGCUACCAUUUGUAAACUAUGUAAUCGUGCCAUUUGUGAUAGAUGUGCCACUAAAAUGCAUAUUCCUAUCGAACAGUUUGAUCGUGUUCCAAUCUAUAUGCUAUCACCGACACCAUCACCACCUAAUGAAAAACAUGUACUUGAUAUAUUCAGAUUCGCUAACAAUGACCGAGAGCAGCAGCGAAAACAGAAUCGGCGGAAAAAAACUGCCGAUAAUGAAAAUGAAAAUGAAUCCAAAUCAUUACCAUUAAAAUUAAAUUCAUCACGUAAUCGUAUGAUGAAAAUAAUGCGUAUGUUAACCAAUACUGGCCGAUUACAUAAUGAUGAUGAUGAUGAUCAUGACGAUCAUGAUCAUGACCACGAUGAUGAUGAUGAUGAUAAUGAUUAUGGUGAUGAUUAUGAAGAUCAACAUCAUCAUUAUCAUCAUCAUCGUGGACCUCUAGUCAAAGUUUGUCGUGAUUGUAAAAUAUUGGUACGCCAUCUAAUUGACAUUGGACAUACUAAUUUUAAUGGCGCAAAUUUUCAAAAAUAAAAACAACCGAUAAAGAAUCACUGUGAUAUAAUAAUAAUGAUGAUGAUAUGUGAAACUAUAACUAUUCAAAUGGCAACAUUAUUAUUAUUGACAAACAAACACACACACACAAUGGAUCAAUGAUUUAGAUUUUCACUUUUUCUCAUUUUUUAUGAUUGUUCAAUUGGGAUUAGAAAGAGAUUUAUAGCAGACAAGUAUAUAUUUUUUUUUUUGUUUUAAAAACACUCAAUCAAAAACAAAACACAAAAACAAACAAGACGCACACCCAC